Messenger RNA from Pocillopora meandrina, 1560 nucleotides. NCBI's taxonomy places the organism in Eukaryota, Metazoa, Cnidaria, Anthozoa, Scleractinia, Pocilloporidae. The record is from the annotation of a GenBank genome assembly.
UAGCCGAAGAAUAAGAUAAGAGGUCUCUCCAUCAAGCUAAAAACAGCUGAGGAAUAAACAACAUGCAAGAUUGUGUGAACAUAUCGCCCAAAACCAAAAUAUUUUGGCUGAUUUUUCCGCUGAUUGCUCUUUGCUAUGCAGCAAAAGACAACAGCAGCGGCGGCAAGCCGAAUGGUAACAUGGUAAGUUUAUUUUUUCCAAAACAUCACAACAUUGUAUUCAUCAUCAUUCUCCGUCACUGUUACUCUAAAAGGGGACAGAAAAGGAGAUAUUCCGGAAAAAUUGGAACAGAACGAUGAUUUCAUGACCGAAUACUUCGACUCUUAGAAAGAUGAAUUAGUCACAAUGAUUGUUCACAGGAAAAAUAGUCAUAUUUCUGACAGCAUAUAAAUAAAGUUGCGUGCUCUGUGUUUUUUUUUUCUCCUGACACAGGGCACUCACCCAUAUCCGCCAUAUGGACUCUGUGCCUAUGGUGCUCCCUUUGGCGCACCGGGUAUACCAGGUAUUCCUGGGAGCCCAGGACCCGCGGGACCAACGGGCAUCGCAGGACCACCCGGUCCUCGAGGUUCUACGGGACCACAAGGGGACAAAGGCAACGCGGGAAAGCCUGGAAACCAAGGCCUCCCGGGUCAACAGGGGCACUCAGGAAAAAUGGGACCUCAAGGGUCCACGGGCCGACAGGGUCCACGAGGAACCAAAGGUGACGCAGGGGAUAAAGGAAGCCAGGGAGCCCCAGGCCUCCAGGGACCUCCAGGAGCUUUGGGAACUAAUUGGAAACAGUGUGUUUUCAAAAAUUUGAAUGAAGGAAAGGACACUGGGUUAAUAAAGGUAUUUUUUUUCCAUUUAAUUAAUUGCAAUUUUACAAAACCGUAUUUGACAAUGAUGCUUAAUAGACGAUUCCUACAAAAUUUUUACUGAAAGAAGAUCGAGUUGUGCAGUAAGCCAAAAACAGAAACUGUGAAGUUAAACCUACAUGUAACCAAAGAUUCCUUUGACUGGACUUUAGGAAAUUAAUUUAGGACUUAUUUCUCUCAGGGGUAUUUUGAAUCCAUGCUGCUCAUAUGUACCAUCAUUUCUUUCUCCAGGAAUGCCUUUUCAUCAAAAACUCGGCCAAAACAGCCUUGCGUGUUUUUUGGAAUGGCAACCUCCGCCUCGGUAACUGCCAUGCUUGCUGCAGACGAUGGUAUUUCACCUUAAACGGCGCAGAGUGCUCAGCUCCUGCUGCAAUUGAUGGCAUAGUCUACAUGGUACAUGGAAAUGGCGGCAAAAAGUUUUCAUACCGCCCUCGUCAUAUCGAGGGUGUGUGCGAGAAAGUCCAGAAAGGUGUCGUGCGCUUGGGAUUCUGGGUCGGUAACUGUAAUGGUUACGGAUCUGCUGACGCACGCACAGGCUGGAACUCAGUGUCCAGGAUCUACGUGGAAGAAGUACCACCCCCACAGGCAUAAUGUCUAAUACUACCAUGGUUGCAUAGUGGAAAGUUUGAAAUAACGCGCAUUAUUGCUCUAUGUCUAACAUCAAAAUACAAACGAUAGCACGAUUUAACAAUCCGGAUAAAUAGCC